Messenger RNA from Olea europaea var. sylvestris, 972 nucleotides. RefSeq lists its product as uncharacterized. The transcript has 3 exons. The coding region runs from base 1 to 972 and encodes 323 amino acids. Lineage: Eukaryota; Viridiplantae; Streptophyta; Magnoliopsida; Lamiales; Oleaceae. Gene Ontology annotation, molecular function: zinc ion binding; nucleic acid binding. The record is from RefSeq and is a predicted model, not a curated record.
AUGGCAAGUGCUUCUAGCUAUAGACCACCACGGAGGGACAAUAAAGGAUUUCGACCUGGUGUAGAUCAUUUACUCCAAGACAGGGAAGAGAGUUCUAAUAGUGCCAGAUUUUCUUCUUACCAAUUAUGUGGAAGAUCUCAUCCUGGAGAGUGUUUAAAGUUCAAGGGAGUUGGUGUUUGCUAUUGCUGUGGCCAAGAAGGACAUCUGAAAAGGAAUUGCCCAAUUGUAUUCCAGGAGGGUGGCAUGGCAAAGAGGAUAUUUCCUCAGCAGAGUGCUGGUAGUACAAGACAGAAUCAGACUCAGAGAGAUGACUCAGCCAACAGAGCGGGUGCAAAUAGUGUGGUCCAGUCUAAUAUCGCAAGCGGUAUUGGUACGAAAUCAAAAGGAAAUGCUCGUAUUUUGAUUGAUCUUGGAUCUACACAUUUUUUUAUGUCAUUUGCAUUUGCUUUAUAUACGAAUCAAAAGCCAGAACUUUUAGGCAGUUGUUUGGUAGCGAAUACACCAGGAGGAGAAUCACUAUUAGCAAACAAUAUAUAUCGAGAUUGUAGGAUUAAGGUAAAGGAGAACGAGCUCAAGGCAAAUUUAAUACCUCUUGACAUACAUGAUUUCGAUGUUAUCUUGGGUAUGGACUUUUUGGCAACAAAUCGAGCUUCAGUUGAUUGUUUUCGAAAGGAGGUUGUGUUUAGACAGCCAGGACAGCCUGAAAUUAUAUUCAAUGGACAGCGCAGAAUUUUACCAUCUUGUGUGAUAUCUGCUAUUGACGCUAGAAGACUACUCAACAAGGGCUGCCAUGCAUAUUUGGCUCAUGUAAUUGAUAUAGAUGUUAGCAAACUAAAACUUGAAGAUAUCCCAGUGGUCAAGGAUUUUCCUGAUGUAUUUCCAGAAGAAUUACCAGGCUUACCAUCAGACAGAGAUAUGGAGUUCACUAUAGAUCUGAUUCCAGGAACUGCACCUAUUUCACGGGCACCCUAG